Triplophysa rosa is the source of this 6592-nucleotide messenger RNA. RefSeq names its product keratin 222 (gene krt222). The coding region runs from base 3786 to 5279 and encodes 497 amino acids. Lineage: Eukaryota; Metazoa; Chordata; Actinopteri; Cypriniformes; Nemacheilidae. The record is from RefSeq and is a predicted model, not a curated record. Gene Ontology annotation, molecular function: structural molecule activity. The transcript is spliced from 10 exons.
UGACUUCGACCAAAUGAUGAAAAAAGCAGCCAAUAAGAGCCCAGAAUAGACUUUUAAAAACUUUUUUAAAAAUCGUCUUAAUUGUAUACCUCAUGAGGCACAAUUAAUAAAUUCACAUAAUUCCCAUAGUAAUUCCCAUAGUUAUCACAUUUAUUUGCAUAGUCUUUGCACAUUUUUGUUGAUUUUACUAUUAUUCACAAUGCAACAAAAAGUGACACUACAUUUUGAAUAAUACUGUCUUUACAUGUAGUGAAAGUGUUAUUGUCUAUAAACAUAAAGAUCUUCCUCAUAACAACAACCACAAACCGUACCGAAAUCCUAAAAGCUUGUCAAGCGUAAUUACCCGCCAAGCCAUCGUGAACUUCCUUAACUGUCUUCUCACGAUCCGCCGCCUUCCUAUAAAUCACUAUUCGUUUUCACUGCAUUGUUUGUUUUAAACAGUGGAGACACGCAGCAAUGCGCACUAUCCAUGGCGACAUGCCUGAGCAUUGUAGCGUCGCAUGCCUAGCGUGGUUUUACCGCACGGGUGCGCCCCGGGUGUGGCUCACCCUUACCGUCUGUCUGCACAUUUGAUGAUUAAACAUGUGAUUAUGUUGUGUGAAAUAAAGACAUUAUACACACAAAGCAUUACAUAUAAUCGACAUGUUGGGACAGGUUUCGUACAGAUUUGGACAACAGACGGACAGGAAUCAUGACUAUUGUUACGUCAGUGACAGCAAGUGCAAGUUAGGGUGUAUUUUACAGAUUCACAGAUGACUGAUGGUGAUUUACGUUCAUCCCGAAAAACUAAACAAGUCGAGAGCUGUUCGUGUUUGGAUUAGUUUAAUAGUUUUCUUUUUAUUUGCAUAGAGGUGGCGUUGAUGGAUUAAUUCAGAAGGGACAAAGUAUCCCAUUACAGCCCCAUCAAUAUGUUGUUUUAGGGCCUAAAAAGACGUAAUUGCAAGGAAAAGUCAAACAAGACGUUCUGCAUAGCUGAAGGGUCUUUGAAGUGGUGUAAACUAAUCAUCUUUGACUUUGUGUCAACAAACAGGGUGAGAAAGACAUAGUGUGUCAGUUGGAGACUUGUAUUCUGUCAUUAAAGUCACAUGUAAUGUAUGACAAGAUAACAGAGGAAUGUGCUUGAGGUGUUCUCUCAACUCAUUUCCCCUUUUUUGACAUUUUUGAGAUGACUUUAAAACAAUAAGUCAACGUCAUGUAACAGGUGUACUACUGAUGGAGCCAUACUUGCACACGUGCGCAGUUGUGAAGUGUGCAUGUGUUAUGUCUUUGAUUUCGAAAUAUGUCAGUUGGUCAUUUAAUGCAUUGAUAUUAUUACAUGUUUGAGUCAUUUUUGUGCUUAAAUCCUCCGGGGGGGGGUCUAGGUUUGAAAGAUUUACACUGUAUAUGCAAGGUCGCCCUAAUGUUGCUUACAAGGGGUGUAAGGUCAUAUCAAUAUACCAUAAAAUUACAAAAUAUGCAUUCAAUUGCUGUGGCAAUGCUUUUUAUAUUUACUUUUUUUUUUUUUUACAUUUUUUAAAUAUGACGUAUUUAAACCCAUUGGUUGAGCUACCAGCACACCUGUGUUUAUGUUUUGGUUUAAUGUAUGUUUUGUUUUGUGCAUUGAGUUCUUACUGCUUUAGUGAGUUUUAAGAAGUUCUCUCUUAAAGGGGUAGUUCACCCAAAAAUGAUGACAAAAUUUUCACUUUUGGGUCAACCAUCACUUUAAAGUUUGUCUUUUUUUAUUUAAUUUUUAUCAAGCUUUUAUGCUUGUUUUAUCAUUAUUUUAACACACAAAAAGGACAAAGACAGACAAGAAGCCUUAAAACAGCAUGUAAAAAAGAGGGGGAGGAAAAAUCAUUUUUUAUUAUUUUUCUGUUUUCAUUACUUUACAUACAGAAGUUGUAUGUACAACUAAGAAAAUAUUGCAUUUUUAUAACGUUUUGUAAAUUAAUCUGUAAUUUAAAAUUCAGUUUCACUUUUUAAAACUGUGUUAGAAAUAUUGUGAUACUAUCAUAUCAUGAUCCCAGUGUUGUGUAUUUCGCUUUACGAAUUGCUAUGCCCUUAUUGUUUACACUGUUUACAUUGAUAUUUAUUUUUUAUGUGCUGUGUCAUGUGUAUUUUAAAUUUCAAAGUGUUUGCCUUUUUUUAAGUCCUGUGGUGGGAAAACCAAAUGUGUUAAAAGAUAUGGACAUGACAGAAAGUAUAAAUAUUGGAACAGAAAGUACAAAUAUUGAUACAACAAAAGUGCAAAUAUUGAUUUGAUGAUUUGAAGCAGAAAAUGCUUGUGCGCGUGCAUGCGUGUGUGUGUGUGUAAAUAUUUAUGUUUUGUAAAAAACAUGUGAAAUCAGGUGUAUGUAAUUGUAUUGCAAUAUGUAAUGACUCAAUUUUCCUUAAAUAACACCAAUCAUCCAUAUUUCUCGACAGGGGGCCUGGGGCCCACUAGGGGUCCUCAAGAAAUAAAACAAACAUAAAAAUAAGCUAAGAUGUUAUACAAUGAAUCAUUUCUAAGCAUUUGAUUUUUUACAUAACAAACAUGCAUCUUUCUAGCUAAGCUAAGGUCUAGAAUAUUUUAUAGUGAUGAAAUUAGAAAGGGGGGCUUUGAACAUUCAGGGGGGCCUUGAAGGCAAAAUCGUUAAGAUCCACUUAUCUCGUUGUAAAUUUUUAUUUCUAGCACUGACGAUUUCCUUGUCCAUGCAGACUAAGUUGUUUACUCCGUCAGGCCACCUCGUAGAUUUACUGUUGGACAGGCAGGCGCGUGCACGCCAUCGUUUACCUGCAAUUACAUUCCCUACCUUUUAAGGAGACGUGUCAUUAGACCACAUGUUUUGUCAUGGACCUCAACGCCGGGGGCCAGAACGAGUCGGGCGGCAUUCCCUGUCCCGUGACUACCAGAUGCGUCGACACCCCCAGAACCAGAUGUGCGAGGGUGUAUCCCGGCACAGCCAGAUGGACUCUCGCCCGGCCGCAGAGCGUGACUCUCAUCUGAGGGGAAAUCACCUGAGCAGGGACGGUAAAAAAGAUAAAGGGGGCGGGAAAAGCCAAGGGCGUGUGGGUAAGUAGCUUUUGUUUUGUUUUCUGAUGAACUUUCACUGAGCUUGUGAACUGAUCAAAGAUUUGUCAAAGGCUGUCGUCAUUGUUUGCUCAACUGUGCGUUGCAUAAGUUCGUGCAUGCGUGUUUUAGAAAAUAUUGUUGAAAUCUGGAGUCUUGUGGCUUUAAAGCUUACAACAUUUAAUGUAAACAACCAAGACAAGUAGGUUUUAAAUCCUUGUUAUAAUACAAUAAAUGGUAUUAGGUACAAGCAAACUGCGCAAAUUCCUUUUGUGCGCCGCCGCAGUGACUUUGUAAGGCUGUUUGUAUUGUGUAAGUAUGCCCUAAGGACUGUGUUCUCUACCUGAAGACAAGUCCACGGAAAAACCAUUAUUUAAAAAAAUGCUAUUGAAGCCAACGGUGAAUCUAAUCUACACAUGUGCCUACAACAAUACAUACAAACCUCAUGUACGGAGCAAACACAUGCUCGCACAUGCCAUAAAACUCCAAGUUAGACUUUGACCCCGAGUCUUUGUGUUUAUCUACGGCCCUGUCUAAGUGUGAUUGUGACUGUAAUCCGGGAUCAGUAAGCACAAAAGCAUUGCCAGAACUCGUGACACAGCCUUCUGGCUUUGGUGCAUGACAGACUUUUCAGUGUCAGGACCCCGGCGGACCCCUGAUGUAGGCCUACCGACCGUCCCAUUUAGGGCCUGGGAAAGACAAUCAUGAUAGUGUGUCUGCGACGUCUUUAACAGCCACGUCUACAGAAGCGGACCACAUGGAUGGACUGAAGGAUCCAAAAGGGUCCCUCAGGGACCUGAACGAGAGGUUGAAAGGUUUCGUGGAGCACGUGCGUCUGUUGGAACAGGUGAACCGCAGACUGGAGGAGCAGAUUGUGGAAUGGGGGAAGAGAAACGUUGCUCCGUCACAGGACCGGUGCGGCAAGGAGGCGCUGGCACGGGAACUUCGAGCUCAGGUUAGCAGGAUGCUGAUGGAAAACGCAGAGGUUUUGUUGCAAUCCGACGCUGUGAAAACCGAGGCCUCGCAUUUACAGAACAGGUGUGAAACAGAGGAGAAAUUUCGUCGCGUGACAGAACAGCAGGUGUCACAGCUGAAACUGAAGAAGAAGGAGGUGGAGAUGACCAACAAACUUCUAGAGAAGCAGCUGUCGCAAUCCGAAAAGGAGUUCCAGGAACUUAUAAAAGAACAAGAGAAGGAGCUGGAUCAGCACCAGAGACGGGCAGUACUGGAGUCUGAUCGAGUGCUAGCGCAGGUUGCUGCAGGAGAGAAUGGCAGAGGAAUGGAUCUCUCCCGGACCAGCACCCGGUGCGACCACUCCAGCCCCGCUCAGAGCAGCCCUGACUCAAAUCCAGCCCCAGGAUCCGGCCCGGCAACACAGACGAGGCCCCGCAAGGAUGCAAACGGCCCCAUGGCGCCGUUUCCUCUACAGGUGAGAGCAGGUGACGGGGUCCUGAAGGAAGCCCGAGCCGAGCUCACGGAGGCCAAGAAGCGAUGGCACCGUCUGCAGGUGGAGAUCGAAUCGUUACACGCCUUGGAGAGAAGUCUCCAAAGCUCCUUACGUCACACUCAGCAGCAGUACUCCACACAGCUCAAGGAUCUCUCACGCUCCGUGGGGAGUCUGGAAUCGGAGUUGGAAACGGUACGGGACGGUUUGGAGGUCCAGCGGCAGAACCACAGCCAGCUCCUGAACACCAAGAUGAGGCUGGAGAGAGAGAUCGCCACCUACAGGAAGCUCCUGGAGCACGAGGAGGGCAGGUUUUUAAGUUCAGAUGGUCUGAAACUGAAGCCGUGGAAGGGGUCUGUUUCCGCUCUGGAGCAGAACGGUCUGCCCAACGGAUGUGACGAAGAAAUCGCUCAGACUGUUUCCACAGAGGAGAAAACUCCAAAAAAAGGUGCAGGCCUACGUCGCCAGAAGAGCCUUGUUAUUUUGACAGAUUCAGGUGGAAACAAUGACGGCGAGAUCUGCACUGUAAAAACUCAGGAGAUUCUAGAAGGAAACGUUGUCAGAGAAAGUGCCGAGGGUCACGGAAACGUAGAGACAGAAAAGAUCGACAAAGUAAUCCGGCAAUGGGAGGGGUCUUUCUUUCAAGGAAAUCCCAAACUGAGAAAGAAAUCCGUGUCUUUGCGUUUCGACCUCCACAUGGCCGUGGCGGACGAGGGGUGUGGCCAGACGAAACGGGACAGUCUUCCCAACGUGGAGGUCCGUCUGGUCAUGAAACGGUCCCGCAGCAUCCCCACAUUCGCUCAGUGAUGCUGUGACAUCACAGUGCUGUUACAUAGUCAUGGCUGUCAACCGUGAAAGAAAGAUGAUGCCACAUGUGACAUCACAGAACCUUUGCUACAUGAGAGAAAAAAGCAUCACAUUGUCACUUAAAACCCAAAUACAAAACAAAUUGCUGCACAUAGCUGCCAAGUUAAUCUGUAAUUCAUUGAGUUAUGAAUUAUUUGACGCAUUUGGAUUGAGAUUACUUAGAGAGUAUAAACUAUAGUUUAGAAAAUGUUUUGAGAAUGUAAAUGCAUAGGCCGAUGUCGAGCACUGAAAAGUGUUGAAUGUGGAAACGGAUAAGAAGUUCACCUUCAGUGCAGCCUAAUGCAAGAUGUCUUUUUCUUCAUUUGACAAAUGCUACUGGAAAUCAUUUAACACCUCGCUGAACGCAAAUUUGUCUAGAUCUGGUUCUGUGAGAACCAAGACGAAACGUUGCGAAAUUGCAAGUGAAGCAAAACUUGGCAGCCAAAACAGAAGAUUUAUGAUGGCAGUGUUUACUGUACGCACGAUAUUGCCUGCAAUGACGUUUACAAAAUUAGUCACGGCAAAAGCUGACGGUCUAGAUGCUCAGAAAGAGAAGAUGAAACAUCAUUUGAACACAUGAAUAACCUCUGUAUUCACACACGCUAUUACAGAUGAUUUAUGCUUUAUUUAAAGUGCAAAUACUGUGUCUUCCAAUGUAAAAUUAUGCAGGAUUAUUAUUAAGCAAACCUGAAAUUUCGAUAUUUAAAAAAUGGGUAAGAUUAAAAAUGGCAUUUUUGAUCUGCAUAUGUUAUUCUUUAAAUGGACUGAUUUAUGAAUCUGCUGUGUUCUACCUCUGAAAACAAUAUUGUAAAUAAAUGGGGAUCUUUAUGAUGCAACAAUAAAAUAGAUAGACAGUUAAUUUAAAGUUAUAUUCAAUCUGAUCUGAUCUGAUCAUUUAAGUUGGUAUCAGCUCCUGUACAUAUUGGCUCUUUAUUUUCAUAUGCACAUUAUCAUCUCCUAAAAAAAGAAUUGUGACUUUAAAAUGCCAAAAAAAGAUAUAUAUAUAUAAUAUAUUCAUUGGGUAAAAAUAGGACGACGAAAUCUUAUCCUGCCCGUCUCACGUGCACUUUAUUAGAUCUUCAGCAACACACUUCCUUUGAUAUCUUGUUGGUUUAGGGCAUUCAACGUUUCCUUUUCACUGCAACAAAGGCUUAGAUGACAUUGUUGAUUUGUUUUUGUUACACAUGUUUUUUAAGCUGUAUUAGCUCUGCCCUGCUUAAUGAUUUGGCUUAUAUUGUAUGACAGGUGCUAAUAAAGCUAUUCUUGUUUCUGAA